UGUUUUCUUUAUAGCUCCGCUGACUCUUUGAAAAGUAUUCAACAGCAACUUUGGAAGUCCUCCUCCAUGGCUUUGCCUCGGGCGCCACCAUGGUCAAGUCCGACAGGAUUCAAACCGCAUCCGGUUGGCCUUUCAGAAUAAAACUCUUCGCGGUAGCUGCGUUCCGUGAUCCAUUCUCUUGAAUUUGAAUUGUGGAAAUUUGCUUAACUCAACCGCAACCGAGGAAAUCUUUCGAUUUUCUGAGUAUGUUUUAUGUUUGUACUUUAACAUCUACUUCACUAUGUAAUGUAUUCCAGAGAGUUACAUUUGAAAAAUAAGAUACAAAUCCAUUCACACAACUAUAUUUUUAACAGUUUUAUAGGUCAUCUUUUUUUUCACCACAACAGUGAAGUGCAACAAGUAUGCAUAGCUAAGUGAAAACAAAUCCAGAUAUACUCUGCUGAUCCUAGGCCUACUCAAACACUCACCGUUUGCUUUUCCUACUUUCACGGCUGUCUCUCUCUGGUGCCUCUAAACCAGUUUAGUCUAGUUUGUUAUCCUCAAAGACUGUAACUAAAAUGUUACAAAAAUCAAAUUCAUAAAUCAUGAAUAGAAGCUAUAUGAGGACUAUGUUUGAAGAAGUGUUUGCCCGUUGGCAAUCCUCUUGUUUUGUUAUAUUAUCAGGUUGAGCGAGUCCCUUGCAUUGAAUGUAACACAGGACAAGAACAUAUGCCUUCGGGAUAUUAUGCUUUCACCAACACAUGUUAGGGACAUUGGUGUUCACUGGUAAGCACCAUGACCGGUUUUGUCCAAGUACAACAUCACAUUCUAAAAAAUUAUAUUGGUGGAUUUUAGCCUACUAAAUGUAUUAACAUUUCCACUGUUAAGUAGCAGUGACACAGUAGUAUGUCCUGAGAGCCACAUUUGAUUCCUAGAUCUAUUUAAAUAAAGUUAAAAUAUGCCUUUAAAAGGCAUUAUUGAGUAGAACAGGGGUCCAUAUGAUUUCCUGCAGAUAUUUGCAUCACUUUUUCUCAGGUGAGAGUAUGACAUUCAGACCGUCCCUUCAAAAGAGCACAAAUAAUAUUAGCUGGUAACAAUGUUUGAUCUUAAAAGACCUAGAGGUCUGAGAAGGAGAGAAUGCAAAAGCCAAGUAGGCCUACAUUAUAGAGUAAACAUAUUAUCAAAUAAUGCUUGAGUUCAUUUUCAAACUUUAAAAUGAACUUUAAAAUUUAAACCGCGCUUCACUGACUGGUAUUUUAUACCGUGCGCGCUCCCGCAAGCAGCCGGGCACGCUCAACAACUUUGCUGCUCUCAAGUUCUCCUCGGAAGCUUCCUCGAUCCCGAGAUGUGAUCGCAACUUUCUUGCCAAUGUGGGGAUGCCGACCCCCCCCCCCCACGAACCGGACUGUGAAACGCCGAGUCCCUAACUUAAAGCAUUCAAGUGGUGCUGCACGGCCAGAAUGAAGCGAGGAGGAGGCUCGUAAAUCAUACUGAGACAACAGCAACGCCCCCUGAACGUCACACACGGGAGACAGUGAGAAGUUCCUGCUCGUGCGGCCGCGUUGGAGGGAACCGGACGGUCCGUUUUAAUAUAAGACUCCGACAGAUAUUCCCCGUUAGAUAAACGCAAAGCAGUUAGUGCGUGGUGAGACGCGACUGCUUUCAUGCCUACGUCCGGGGAAAAAAACAUGUUCCCACGAGACUUUGCCUGGGGUGCGGGAACUGCAGCCUAUCAAAUUGAAGGUGGCUGGCAGGCAGACGGCAAGGGGCCGAGUAUCUGGGACACAUUUUGCCACGAGAAAGGCAGAGUGUUCGGGGAGCACAAUGGAGAUGAGGCCUGCAACAGCUACGAGCUGUGGGAGAAGGACCUGGAGUGUAUCCAGCAGCUCGGACUGACGCACUAUCGUCUCUCGUUCUCCUGGGCCCGCCUCCUGCCCGAUGGGACCACACAACACGUCAAUCAAAAAGGUGUACAGUACUACAACAAGGUCAUCGACGAUUUGCUGGCCUGCGAUGUAUCCCCGAUGGUGACGCUUUACCACUUUGACCUGCCUCAAGCGCUUCAGGACGGGGGCGGCUGGAAAUCAGCGAGCACGGCGACUCUGUUCGACGCCUACGCCAAGUUCUGUUUCCGAACGUUCGGCGACCGCGUCAAACUCUGGGUCACCGUCAACGAGCCCUACGUGUGCGCCAAGCUGGGCCACGAGGACGGCCUCCACGCGCCCGGGUUGAAAGAGCCCGGCGUUGCGGCCUACCUGGUGGGCCACAACAUGCUGCGCGCGCACGCCAUGGCCUGGCACAGCUACAACUCCUGCUUCAGGGCGAAGCAGAAGGGUGCCGUGUCCCUGGCCCUCAACAGCGACUGGCUCGAGGCGCCCGAGGCGGGCGGCGGCGCCGAGGACGACGACGCCGACGCCGCCGAGCGCCAGCUCGCGUUCACCCUCGGGUGGUUCGCCUGGCCGGUGUUCGUGACCGGCGACUACCCGGACGUAAUGAGGUCCGCCAUCGACGCUCGAAGCGAGAGGUUGGGGUGGCGCGGCGGCUCCAGGCUGCCCAGGUUCGAGGAGGACGAGCCGCCCGUGCUGGGGACAGCGGACUUCUUUGCGUUGAACUACUACACGUCUCGUAAAGUCGUGGCGGGCGGAGGUCGCGGAGGGACGCUGUGCAUGAAGAACGACCGAGACGCAAGGGACGUCCUGGAUCCGUCCUGGCCCAUUUGUGGCGUGUCCUGGCUCGCUGUAGUGCCCUGUGGCUUACGCAAGCUUCUCAAGUACAUCAAGGACACUUUCAACAACCCAGCGGUGUACAUUACUGAGAACGGCUUCUCUCAGGUGGGACAGCUGCAGAUUGAGGAUGUCCAGCGCUCAGAGUUUUACAAGGACACCAUCUCGGAGGUGGCUAAAGCUAUACAAGAAGAUGGGGUCGACGUCCGUGGAUACUUUGCCUGGUCCCUGCUGGACAACUUUGAAUGGGCUGAUGGCUUCAGUGUUCGCUUCGGGUUGUUCCAUGUGGACUUCGCGGACGCAAGGCUGAGCCGCACGAUAUAUCGGUCUGGACGGGAGUAUGCAAAGAUUAUCUCAAAAUUCCGAUGUCAGUCCAAAUGACAAGACUGAAUAAAUAAAGAAAAUGUCACUUAUACAAUUUAAGUUGUUUUUAUCAGACACACACAUUUCUACUACCAACCAGGAUUUACUUUAUUGUAGAUCCCACAUUUAAAGCUCCACUCGUGUCUUUUAAAAAAUGGUCAAUGGUCAGAUCUGAUGAUGACCUGGGAUAAGAGUGGUCAGCUGAUUCAGUGGGAUGCAAAUUCGUAUUCUGUCCUGGUCAGUCAGCCUGUACUGGGAGCUUUAUGGAGGAAGGAGAGUUCCAUAGUCAGACAAGCUGCUGCAGAAGGUUGCGCAUGAUAACAUUGUGUUUUUGAGGAAUAGGUAGUAAUAUAGAUGAAGAUUUUAAGGUGAUGUUUGUUUAUCUUCAAGGUUUUAUCAAAAAUCCCACUCUGGGUGGUUCUUUUUAUAUGCAGCUAUCUUGCAUUGUACAAACAGUUUGUUUUAGUUUUGUAUUUAGAGGUAAAAUAUAUCCUACAGACAAAUUUGGCCUUCUUUUGUAUAUUGGACCCAAAACUACCACGUCACCCGUUACAUUUGAAUAAAGCCUUUCUAAAAGUCAUGCUCAACACACUGCCGGGCUGCAUGAAGCACACUC
Molecule: messenger RNA, 3681 nt
Organism: Pungitius pungitius (ninespine stickleback)
Lineage: Eukaryota; Metazoa; Chordata; Actinopteri; Perciformes; Gasterosteidae
Gene: gba3
Product: cytosolic beta-glucosidase
Exons: 5
Coding region: 1644-3083 (479 amino acids)
Biological process (GO): carbohydrate metabolic process; glycosylceramide catabolic process
Cellular component (GO): cytosol
Molecular function (GO): glycosylceramidase activity; beta-galactosidase activity; beta-glucosidase activity
Source: RefSeq, a predicted model, not a curated record